AUGGCUGAAGACUUAACCGCUCCAUCUUUGAAUCUAUCGCCCGAAGAAUUUCGACUGUUUGGACACCUAUUCCGCCAAGCUGAUGUUGAAGGGAUUGGUGUGGUGACGGGCGAAGUCGCGGUCAAGUUCUUUGAAAAGACCAGGCUAGAACCUCGUAUUCUUGGUGAGAUUUGGCAAAUUGCAGAUAAAGAGAAUCGCGGGUUGCUUACGCCGGAGGGGUUUGGGAUAGUGCUGCGGCUCAUUGGCCAUUAUCAGGCAGGAAGAGACCCAACACCUGAACUCGCGUUACAGCCUGGGCCUCUUCCCAAGUUUGUUAAUUCAUCAUCUAAUCUAGGGCUCAGUCCAAGCAAAAAUACUGCACCAGUUUCCCCAUCAAGCACUUUACAUCCCCAGGCUAGUGGGUCUGGGCUCAUCCGAGUGCCUCCAUUAGCACCAGAUAAAGCAGCCCAGUAUGCGGCUUUGUUUGAAAAAUCAGGAGCACAAAAUGGAGUUCUACCCGGAGAGCAAGCUAAGCAAAUAUUUGAACGGGCGAGUUUACCAAACGAAGUACUUGGAAAAAUAUGGUCCUUAGCAGAUUCAGAACAGAAAGGUGCUCUACAAGUGACCGAAUUCGUUAUUGCAAUGCAUUUGCUUGCUUCUUGUAAAACCGGGAAUUUGCGUUCAUUACCAUCCGCUCUGCCGUAUGGCCUCUAUGAAGAUGCAGCACAAGGAAUAUUCGGUAGAUCAAUUUCAAAUGCAACUGGAAUAUCAAAUGUCCCAAGGCAGUCAGGAACUCGACCGGGGCAAACGCCUAGUAAGCUUGAUAUAAGAUCGAUUGAAACGUCUCCAAGAAUCCCAACUCAGAAUACUGGGUCAAGCAAUGAUUGGAUCAUAAGUCUAUCAGACCAGGCAAAGUUUAAUGCUAUAUACAACACCCUUGACAAAUCCAAUCGCGGCUUUAUCACUGGAGAAGAAGCAGUACCCUUUUUUAGCGAGUCUAAACUACCUGAAGAAGCGCUGGCCCAGAUUUGGGACCUCGCUGAUGUAAACUCUGCCGGUCGGCUAUCAAGAGAUGAGUUCGCUAUUGCUAUGUAUCUUAUUCGGCAGCAGAGAGGAAGGAGGGAUGGGAGAUCAUCCCUGCCUUCAUCUUUACCAUCCAACUUAAUUCCUCCCAGUAUGCGAAAUCAGGUCAGGCCAGUUGCAGUACCAUCGGCACCUGACUUUGAUGGCCCUGCUACCACUCUACCAAAAUCUGCUGCAGAAGACUUGUUCGGCCUGGAUGCUUUGUCAACACCUAUUAUUGCUUCCAAUCAGCCCUCGCAACUUACUGGAGGCUCUAAAUCACUUGCUUCUGCCUACCCUUCUGAUAUUCCUAAUACCACCUUGCCUUCAACCUUGAAUUCACCUUCGAAACAACCUACAGUUCAGCGUUUUGUUCCCACCUCUUCUUUUGGUCAAUCUCUAACUCAACAAAUCACCGGUGGACGUAAUAAUCAUGCACAAACUAUUGGCUCUCACCCUGCUGCUUCCACUCCCACUGCAGAAGACCUUUUGGGCGAUAAUGAUCCUGAAAUUAGCAAGCAGUUGACGAGCGAUACAGCAGAGGUGGCUAAUCUUACCAAUCAAAUAGGCUCGCUAUCUAAACAAGUGCAAGAUCUACAGUGUUGCAAAAUUACGCAUCAGGAGGAGUUGAGCCAAACAACAACACAGAAGUUAGAGCUAGAGACUCGUUUAUCCCAACUACGAACUCAGUAUGAGCAAGAGCUGAGAGAUGUUCGUGAUCUAGAGAGCCGCCUUGGUUCAUCACAAAGUGAAAGACAAAACUUACUAAAUGAGGUCGAAACACUUCAGAACAAGUUACAGGAUCUUCACAAUGAGCACACAAAACUUUUAAAUUCAAUUAGGGCUGAACAGCAAGAAGAAAUGAAUUUGAAGGAAAGAAUGAGAACUGUACUCGCGGAAAUUGUACAGAUAAAGCCGAUAUUGGAAAAGGAAAGGCUUGAAUCUCGACGGCAGAAAGGUCUUCUGGCCAUUAACAAGAAACAGCUCGCAUUAGACGAGGCCGAAAGAGACAGAAUUAAAAGCGAGAUUGGAGAAAUUACAAAAAAGAAGAGAGAAGGGACUGAACCAACGUCACCUAGCUCGUGGAUACAAAGCGCCGGUCAAUCCACGAUGAAUGCAAACAAUCCAUUUUUUCGAAGGAAAGAAAGCUCGUGCGAAACUUCACCGUCCAGCUUUGCGAUCGCUUCUGGUAGCGCCCAAAAUGUCGAAAAAAACCUUCAGAACGUUUUUGGGGCAGCUUUUGGCUCAGCAGCUGUACCGACAGAAGUUCCACCUCCGUUAACUAUGAAAAGUACGACAAGAACAUCCUCUUUUUGUUCAGUUCCCCCUGCUCUGAAUCAACCGUAUUCCACUGAGCUUAGUGGUCCUCGAAAACUACCGACAACUUUCAAUAGUGAACUGACCUGGAAAAGCCAAAAUCCUUCUGAGCUUCCAUUAUCAGGAGUAAAUCAAGAAUCUAUUCAAGAUUCUAAUUUAGUCAAUGAUAUAUCAAAAUCACUGACAAAUACUCACAACGAAACACUUCCUUGCGAGAUGUCUUCUGGUAAAGAUAUAGCAUCCACUAUUCCCAUGCAAGCCACAGGCAAUCGUGAGAGUAAUUUAAAUAGCCAAUCUAUUUUAAAUACUUUUCAAGAGACAGAGACCGUUAAAAGUGAUUUCGAUACCGCCUUUGCUGGGCUGCAAAGUAUAAACAAGCCACAGGAGCGUACUAGUAGGAGAAGCUCUUCUAGGUCAGGAUCAGUAAGAAAUAUUAAUACUUCAGCUUUCCUAAAGGAAUUCCCUCCAAUAUCUAAAUUGGAAAAUGAAGAUGGUGAAAGCGAUAGCGAAAGCGAAGGUGUUGGCUUUGAUGACGACUUUGCACCACCAUCACCUGGACAUUUGAAAAAAGCGAACAUACUUUCGGAGGAAUUAGAUGUUCGAGAGAAUGAAAGUUCUUCCACCUCGAGACUAAAGCUAAGUCAUCAAAGUCCAGAUAGAAGCUCUAAUUCCACCUCAUCAUCUCUAGAAACUAAAACGCAUCAAGCUACAGUCGAUAAUAUUGUUUCUGCAUCCGACCAAAUAGACUCAAAAUAUCCACCGAAUCCCAAUCAAUCAUCCUCGUGUAAUGUAGCUACAUCCUCACCUAUUCCUUUAGAAUCAAUUACUGCUAGUUCGACAACAGACACGAUUCCAUCUGCACCAGUAACAAAAACGACUUCUAAACCCCCUACACCGCCCAAAAUUCCUUUGGAAAAUGAUAUUGAUGAAUUUGACGAUCUAGAAGAUGCCAAGGAAGGAGAUGCGAAUGAUGAUUUUGUAAGAAUAACUACUGCAAAUCAGCCAAUUAUAGAUGAUUUUAAUCCAUUGUUCGAUAACUCAACACAAUCGGCUAGAAUACAAACUCCAAGUCAAGGGUUAAAAGAGUCACCCCCAGCACCUCUGAUGCCUACUCAGGGUAAAACUACAUCCUCAGUAGUAAAUAGUAAGGACGACUGGGAUGCUAUAUUUGCAGGUUUCGAUCCCUCUCAGGCUAAAGCGGGCUUACACAACCGAAAUGAGGUAUUGGGAUCCCCCGACUCACUUACUACAAUUCCUCUUCGAAUAGAAGAAGAAAAAGGGUUGCAUACUUCUGGACAUCAUGACGAUCCAAUCUUGAAGAAUUUAACGGGGAUGGGUUAUUCCAGGGCUGAAGCUUUGAAAGCAUUGGAAAAAUACGAUUAUGAUUUAGAAAGAGCUGCAGAUUAUCUCGCCAGUCAAUCUUGA
This is a messenger RNA of Blumeria graminis f. sp. triticale, 3783 nucleotides long. NCBI's taxonomy places the organism in Eukaryota, Fungi, Ascomycota, Leotiomycetes, Helotiales, Erysiphaceae. The record is from the annotation of a GenBank genome assembly.